Molecule: messenger RNA, 768 nt
Organism: Hyposmocoma kahamanoa
Lineage: Eukaryota; Metazoa; Arthropoda; Insecta; Lepidoptera; Cosmopterigidae
Exons: 1
Coding region: 46-768 (240 amino acids)
Source: RefSeq, a predicted model, not a curated record
CCCGCUCAAGUGUUAUCUCCUUCCUAUUCCUGCAAGAACACUGAAAUGGAGCAAGUCGAGAAAUCACUGUCACAAAUGAUGGAAAUGUUCCAAACUAGGAUGGCCAACUUUGAGGCAGAGCUGCAGAAAUCUCCAUCCACAUCAUCCGCUACUACAGCUACAGGUUUGGCUGCUGACUUCUCUUCUUUUAAAGUUUUUGUCACCCAUUCGCUCAAUGCUCUGCAGACACAAAUUCGCACUCUUUCAAGAACUGUUGACAAUCUUGAGAUGCUGGGGCGCCGGAAGAUGUUAAUGAUCCAUGGUCUUCCGGAGCAGGAGAAUGAGGACACAGCUCAGGUUGUGGUUGAGAUGGCCACAAACAGUCUGAAACUAGGAGACUUUUCUCUUGGUGGUAUAAAGAGGUGCCAUAGGAUGGGGCGGCCCGCUACUGCAUCGAGGAAACCCCGGCCAAUCAUAGUAAAAUUCCAGGAGGUCACUCUUCGUGACCAAGUUUGGUUCAGGAAAUCAAAAUUGAAGAAUUCUGGUGUCACUAUAUCUGAGUUUUUGACUCAUUCACGUCACUGCACUUUUAUGGCGGCACGACAGAAGUACGGUGUUAAUAAAUGCUGGACAGCGGCGGGCAACAUAUAUUCCCUCGGCUCUGACAACUCUCGUCGACGUAUCGAUGACAUAACCGAGGUAAAUGAGUUGGAAAAGCCGGUCGCUGCAGCAAAAUCGCCGAAGAAGGUUUCCUCGAAACCCAGGCGGGCCGCCGUCGUCAAGAAGUAG